GUAACGUAGCGAGAGGAGAAAAAUAGUAAUGGACGAACUUUGGUCGCAAUUGCAGUGUAUUUUUCUUUUGCAAGAAAAAAUUUUUUUUUUUAAAUUCUAAAUUUUUCGUGUUUUUUUUCGAUUUAUUUUUAUUUUAAUUUCACAAAAAUGGGGAAGGGUUUUAAUAAUUAUAUGUGUAAAAAAUUCUUUCAUCCUGCAUCGAGGGAUAAUUUAAAGAGAGUAUGGAUGGCAGAACAACAAGCCGAUGCUUAUAAAAAGAAACAGGAGGAACUUCGUGUUCAAUAUGAAAAAGAACAGGAUCUUCAUAACAAUAAAGCUUUGUUGAGUAAGGAGAGUAAGGAUAAGCUUAGUGUAAAUUUUAUGUAUGAAGCUCCACCGGGAGCAAAAAAAGAACGUGAAAAAGAGGAUAACGAACCAGAAUAUAAAUUUGAAUGGCAACGUAAAUAUAAUGCGCCUAGAGAAAGUUAUUGUAAAGGCGAUAGUGAAAUUCGUGAUCAACCUUUUGGUAUUCAAGUGAGAAAUGUUCGUUGUAUAAAAUGUCACAAAUGGGGCCACAUCAAUACUGAUAAGGAAUGUCCUCUUUAUUGUCAGUCGAUGAGCGUUGUCAUUAAUAGCGAAAAUAAAAAUCAAGAAUCUCUUGACGCAUUAACAUUAGUUCAACAAAUGCGAGAAGACGGUUUGGCACUUAAAAAAUCUGCACUUGAUGCUCAACAACAUUUACGAGUACCAACCAACGAACAUUUAAUGGUUUCCGAGGACGAAGAAGAGCAGGAGGUUUCCUUCUUGAAAUCUCUUUCAAAAAAAGAGAAGAAAAAACUUUUGAAGAAACUUCAGAAAUUGGAGAAGAAGAGUAGAAAAUCGAAGAAAAAAUUGCGAAAGUCAAGUAAAAGUUCAAGUGACUCGAGUGAAUCGAGUUCGGAUGAGAGACGAAAGAAAAAAUUGAAAUCGCGAAAAUCAGAUUCUGAAUCGGAUUCGUCGAGUCGACGGGACAAAAGACGUGAAAAAGAAGCGGCGCGUAUUAAAGAGGAAAAGGAAAAUCAUAAAUCAAAGGAUAAAAAUCGACGCAAAAGACGUGCCGACGAUUCUGAUGAUGAGGGACGACGCGAUCGUAAGGAGAAACGACGAAAACACGAUUAGGCAAUUAUUUAUUUAUUUUUUUUAAUUUUUAAUUUAAUUAUUCUAAUUUUAGUUGAAAACAAAUUUUUUUCCGUACUAAUUAUUUUUAUAAUUGCCAAUUUAAUUCUCGAUUUUGAAAUUCAUUUU
Leptopilina boulardi is the source of this 1263-nucleotide messenger RNA. Its product is annotated as corepressor interacting with RBPJ 1. The coding region runs from base 148 to 1137 and encodes 329 amino acids. Gene Ontology annotation, molecular function: transcription corepressor activity. The transcript is spliced from 6 exons. Gene Ontology annotation, biological process: negative regulation of DNA-templated transcription. Gene Ontology annotation, cellular component: nucleus. The record is from RefSeq and is a predicted model, not a curated record. NCBI's taxonomy places the organism in Eukaryota, Metazoa, Arthropoda, Insecta, Hymenoptera, Figitidae.